AUGUUGGAGAGAAAUGGAAUACUAAAGAUUGCUAAUGUUGGGGAUUGUGGACUGAGGGCUAUCCGGGAAGGCCGGGUAUAUUUUUCCGCAUCUCCACAAGAACAUUAUUUUGAUUGUCCCUACCAGUUGAGCUCAGAAAUUGUCGGCCAAACAUACCUUGAUGCAGCGGUUGGCAGAGUGGAAGUAAUGGAAGGAGACACCAUAGUGAUGGGCUCAGAUGGGCUUUUUGACAAUGUUUUUGAUCAUGAGAUUGUUUCGACAAUUGCUAGACAUAGUGAUGUUGCUGAGGCUGCAAAGGCAUUAGCUAACCUAGCAAGCAUCCAUUCAAUGGAUUCAGAAUUUGAAUCCCCCUAUUCAUUGGAAGCCAGAUCAAAGGGCUUUGAUGUUCCUUUCUGGAAGAAAGUUCUUGGCAUGAAGCUCACUGGUGGAAAACUUGAUGAUAUCACUGUGGUUGUUGGUCAGGUUGUGAGCUCACAACAUAUUUCCCUCUUGGCUGAGGAUCAGAGAGGUGAAACUCAUAUAGAACAAGAAAAAAACCUCGAAGCAUAG
Dovyalis caffra is the source of this 549-nucleotide messenger RNA. Lineage: Eukaryota; Viridiplantae; Streptophyta; Magnoliopsida; Malpighiales; Salicaceae. The record is from the annotation of a GenBank genome assembly.